Panicum hallii is the source of this 3549-nucleotide messenger RNA. RefSeq lists its product as uncharacterized. The coding region runs from base 500 to 3448 and encodes 982 amino acids. The transcript is spliced from 7 exons. Gene Ontology annotation, cellular component: nucleus. The record is from RefSeq and is a predicted model, not a curated record. Gene Ontology annotation, biological process: telomere maintenance. Lineage: Eukaryota; Viridiplantae; Streptophyta; Magnoliopsida; Poales; Poaceae.
CGCCGCCGAGCUCCCCUCGCCCCUCCUCCCGCUCCUGCUCCGCGACGCGGCCGACCCUGACGAGGCCGUCGCGGCCCCCGCGCUCAAGUGCCUCGGCUUCGCGCUCUACCACCCCGUCCUCGUCUCUACCAUCUCAGUCUGUUUGUAAUUUGGGAAUCUGGUGCGUCUCUGUUCAGCAGUUGGAACCAUCGAUUAUAGAGGAUAGAGCAUACCCAGUGGUUACUGCUAUUGUUCAUGCACUCGACAAUCCAUUUGGUUCCUUGUCAACAACAUUUGAGGCAGCUCAGGUUAUUCUGCACACGUAAAUUAUGUUCUAUGUCAUUGCAUUUUUGUGUCUAGCAUGUUGAACUAGCAAUCAAAUUUUUGCUGUAAAAUAACUGCUUCGCAGCAUCCAUUAUUGAACAGCCAUAUUCCUUCAUGAUGCUUCUAAUUUCAUCAAAAUUUGCCUAAAAUGAUGUAAAAUCAUGUUAUAUGAGUCAUAUCUGUAGGUACUUUUCUCAUGUACCAUAGACUGCAAGACAACUACUUAAUAUAUACCUUGAUCUUUGUUCUCUUGUGUUAUCGUGUAAUCUUUCAAUAUAACUUGGGAGUGCUGCCUUUUUGGAAACUUCUAUUGAAGGCUAUCAUGAAGCUUGCUUGUCAAAGUCACAAAAGAAUGAGGGAGUUAUCAAGCUUAUGGGUUCCACCAAUAUACCGAAGACUCUUAAGUGCUGAUAAACCAGAAAGGGACAUGGCAGAAAGAUGCCUCAUUAAAGUUUCAUGUGUUAUCCUACCACCUCAACCACUUCUUUCCAAGGCUGUAGCUUUAGACCUUGAGCGAAAGCUUCUCUGCCGCAUGAUGAGUAUGCUUGAUGAUCCUUCGAAGAAAGUUCAAGCAGUGAGGUCAUGGGGAUGGAUCAUAUCUUUACUUGGUACAGAUGCAGUGAAUAAUAGACCUCUACUUAAUAAACUGCUAAAGGUUCCUGAACAGAUGUUCAUCGAUCUAGACACACAAGUUCAGAUUGCUACGAUGGUUUCCUGGAGAAAUUUGGUAGAUGCAUUUUUUCCAUCUCAGGCUUCAGAAUCUGUGGGUCAAGAAACUGUGGUUGCCCCAUUAGAACCCAGAGAACAUGCAACUGCUCAGGUGAAAAGAACAAGGUUAAUUAUGGUGCCUUUAUGUCGAGUUCUUUCGAGGAGUCGUAAUAUUGUUCUGAGCUCUUCUUGUUUGAGUACAUGGAAUUACCUUCUACAUAGACUCGGUAAUUUGAUCAAUCAUUUACCCAUACUGGAGGCUGCUUUUGGGCCAAUACUCAAAAUAAUUUUCUCAUUUGGAAUCAAUGAUCAGAACAAGCCACUGUGGUCAUUUUGCAUGAGUCUUUUUCAUGAUUUUAGUUCAUCAAAAAGCAGGCACAGAGAGGAUUUGUGUACUCCAGUGAAUCAGAACUUGGUUGCCCAAUCUUGCAUGCAUCUCAAGGCUUUGCUGAAUGCUCAACAUAUCAAAUGGCUACCAUGGGAAAUUGGUUGCUUUCAUUUUCAGAUCGACAUUCUUGGCACAAUUCUGAAUCCAGAACUGUUUCAGGACAUGAUUCCUGAAAAGAUGCUAAUUGUUAUGGAUUCUGCAACAGAGAUAUUCAGGUUUGUUCUAGUAGGAGUUCAAAUUGAACUUAAAGAAAAGGGUUCUUGUGAACAAGUCAGGCUUUGCAUUACAGAUCUUUGCAGGUUUGUAAAGACGAAGUUGUUUCUGGAUCAUGUAGGAAAGCAUAGUGGUAAUAAGUGUGCAAUGCUACUGGAUUUUGGUCUUCAAUUUGUGAAAGUUAUUGUGGGGGAGUUGGAUCAUUCUCUUUUAAAUUCUGAAAAGAUUGAGAUAUGCUUAGACAUCAAAUACAUAAAGGAGAACCAAUCUGCAGAAUGCAGUCCAAAGGUCUCUUUUCCAAGAAUCAGACCACUUUCUUACAUGGAGAUGGUUUCUCCAGCAGUUUAUGCGACUGCACUGUCUCUGUCCAUGGUAGCUCAGUAUACUGGAGAGCUGUCGCAUGGAGAUACUGAGAAGUUGGCUUUUAUUCUCUCUUCAUCAGAUAUCCUGAAGAGUCUUCAUGCUGUCGUUUCUUUUAUGUAUAUGCAGAUCAUGUGUCCGAUGUUUAAUAGGCAAAGAUUAAAAUGGUUGAUGGUCUGGAACAUAGUUGCAAAACACUUGAAUGAGAAACUUAUCUCUUAUUUGAACACUAGUUUCCGAGCAAGUUCCUGCAAUGUGCUCCAUCAGUUCUUUUGCUAUCCGUUUUUUAGUUUUUUAUACCCUGGGGGCUUAUCUGUUCUUUGGAAUGCUGAAAAUAGCUCAUGUGCUCCUGUUAUGCAAGACCUGGAGGUGGAAUUAGCCGUUGAAGUUUAUAGAUCCCUCUGUACAAGCUCCUGUAAUUCAAAGGCUGCAUCCAAGGUUUUCUUUGAGGGUUUUUAUGACUAUUUGGUUAACAUUAUUGAUGAACACAUGGCAUUGAACAUUCAGCAUUGCCCAGAGAAGUUUGAAAAUACCGCUAUCCUUUCUGUUCUCGGUGAAGUAGUUAUUGGACUGUUAGAGAAUGAUCAAAUUUUGGCAUAUGCUAACCAAGAGUUGAAUGAAACAAAUGAAGACUUUACCGGAUGUAGGCUGCCUAACCUCCUUUUGAGCUGCUUGAACCUUGCUAACAGAUUUAUGAGGUUUUCAAUAUUUGGUUUCAAAGCAAAUCCAACUGGACAGCACCAAGUCACAAGCAGGUUUUUUCAAUCUUUAUCCAAUUUUGUUGGUCAUGCCAUAUUAAAGAAACAUAUUCUUCUUCUUUUCGAGAUUAUUGGAGAUCAACUUACUGAGUGGUUCUCUUUAUCUGCCACAUUGUACUGUGAAAUGCAACAAGGAAAAAUCAUUUACCAGCUUGAGAAACUUUGGCUCAAGAUACUCGAGUGUCUGAACAUGAGCCAGCUCAUCAGUGAUGGCCCCUUUAGACAGAAGCAGCGACUUCUUCAAGUGGCACUCAAUCACCCGCAUCAUGUCAUUUCAGCUGCAACAGCAUCAGCUUGCAGAGCAGAAGCAAAUAUCAAGAUAAGUCUGCACUCUGGUUGCUUAGGUCCUAAGUUGGAUGGAUUGUUGAUGGAUAGAAGAAAGGAUCAUAAUAGCUCCAGCAGUACUGACAAAGCCAUUGCACGUGAAGAAAUCGACACUUCGAGCAGGCUUGCAUUGCCAACAUCGAAGAAAAGAACCAAGCACACAGAUAGGGAUGCUGGAUCUCUGAAGAUCUCUGCGGGUCUGGGGCGGAAAAGGCUGAAGAUCAUGAAGUAUUCAACUAAGCCAAAGGAACUCAACAAAAAUACAGCUCGUGUUGGCGGCAUUAGCUCUAGGAUAGAUAGCGUCUUCUCACCACGUUGCGUGGAAAGUAAAGAAUGUAGGAAACCGGAAUUGAUACUGGAAAUGCUCAAGAGAAAGAGAACAUUUUCGAACUGAUUGCUGUUGUGGUUCGAAGAACUCAAAUGUGUUGGUAACCGGUACACAAUUUAUGCUAGUGGUGGGGGAAUUUGUUCAUAUAUAUAUACACUCGUUUGUAG